GUGCAGACAGUUUUGCUGAUCACAAUUCUAGCGUUUUAGUUUUGUCGCGUCGCUGGCAUUUAAAAAGUUUAAGGGGUCAUGAUACUGUAAACAUGUCCAGAACAGUGUAGAGUGCCUGUAUAUUUACAGGGGUUAAUGAGUCAGGCGCUGCCCUGGGACACCUAAGUCACGCUAUUGACAGCUAUCUCUUCCGCGUUGGCAAGAUUGCAGGUGCUGUGUGUGUUUCUACACGUCAUUCUCUCACUAGAGUGUGUAAUAAUCCCAGUCACUCACAUAAACUUCAGUUCAUAGAUGAGCACUCACUGCACAGCUAUGUCAUCACUGGACUCCGAUGACAGCUACGAUUUCGUCUUCAAAAUAGUUCUGGUCGGAGAUGUCGGUGUCGGCAAAACUUGUGUGGUUCAGCGUUUCAAGACCGGUAUAUUCAUCGAAAAACAAGGAAACACCAUCGGAGUGGAUUUUACCAUGAAGACGUUGGAAAUACAGGGGAAAAGGGUUAAGUUACAGAUUUGGGAUACAGCCGGACAGGAGCGGUUUCGCACCAUCACACAGAGUUAUUACCGCAGUGCCAAUGGUGCCAUCAUCACUUAUGACAUCACAAAGAGAGCCACUUUUCUGUCUGCACCAAAGUGGAUGGAGGAUGUAAAGAAAUACGGUGGUUCCAACAUUGUUCCUCUUUUAAUUGGUAAUAAAUCAGACUUGACCAACUUGCGUGAAGUUCCCUUUGAGGAUGCGCAGACCAUGGCUGAGCAAUUGGAUUGUGUUAAUACCAUUGAGACUUCAGCCAAGGACUCUAGUAAUGUGGAAGAGGCUUUUAACAAAAUGGCAACUGAGCUCAUCCUCAGACAUGGCGGGCCCAUGUUCAAUGAAAACGUGACGGACAGCUUUAAACUUAACAGCAAGGAUGUGACCAAUGAGGGCUGGGGAUGUGGGUGCUGAUGACAAUAAAAGCUUUGUUACUACUCAGUUAUAAAUAUAUAAAUCAGGUACUAUCAGUUUGUGCUUGUUUUAAGCAGAGAGAUGCUGCAUUGUAAGGAUGCACUGGAGUGAUUCAGAGUAUGCACAAGACAAGGAACCAGUUUAUGAUGGACCCACAGAACAGCACCAUCUGAAUUUCUUAUCCCCGUUAACUGUGAUUAAUUCCGAUUACCAAGGGCAAAAUUCUCAUGGUGUCACAUAGCUUGUUGCACAUUUUUUCCAUGUGUUUUUUUUUAAAUCAUAACCACUCUAAAAAAAAAAUAUAGAAAAUAAUAUUAAUAUAUUCUCUUGUUUAUUUUAAACUUAUAAGGACAUGUUAAGGUUUCAGUGUGCUGAAACAUCAGUGAUAAAGUAAUUUUGUACUGUAGUGAUUGCCCAUGGACCUUAGUCAGGGUAGACUAUUUUAAUUUGACAAAUUAAAACAAUGCUUUGAGGGAUAUAUUUACAGUCUGUUCAGAUACACUGGCGGCCAAAAGUCUUUUGAAUAAUGUACAGAUUUUGCUGUUUCGGAAGGAAAUUGGUACUUUAAUUCACCAAAGUGGCAUCAAACUGAUCACAAAGUAUAGUCAGGUCAUUACUGAUGUAACAACACCAUCACUAUUUGAAAAAUGUAAUUUUUGAUAAAAUCUAGACAGGCCCCAUUUCCAGCAGCCAUCACUCCAACACCUUAUCCUUGAGUAAUCAUGUUAAAUUGCUAAUUUGGCACUAGAAAAUCACUUGCCAUUAUAUCAAACAUAACUGAAAGCUAUUUGGUUCGUUAAAAGAAGCUUAACAUUGGCUUUGUGUUUGCUUUUGAGUUACCACAGUAUGCAAUGGACUGGCAUGUCUUAAGGUCAAUAUUAGGUCAAAAUGGCAAAAAAAGAAACAGCUUUCUCUAGAAACUCAUCAGUCAAUCAUUGUUUUGAGGAAAGAUGGCUAUACAAUGCUUGAAAUUGCCAAAAAAAAAUGAAGAUUUCAUACAAAGGUGUACACUACAGUCUUCAAAGACAAAGGACAACUGGCUCUAACAAGGAGAGAAAGAGAUGUGGAAGGCCAGAGGUACAACUUAAUAAGAGGUACAUCAGAGUCUCUAGUUUAGGAAAUGGAUGCCUCACAUGCCCUCAGCUGACAGCUUCAUUGAAUUCUACCUGCUCAACACCAGUUUCAUGUACAACAGUAAAGAGAAGACUCGGGUGCAGGCCUUAUGGGAAGAAUUGCAAAGAAAAAGCCACCUUUGAAACAGAAAAACAAAAGAGUGGGCAAAGAAACACAGACACUGGACAACAGAUAAUUGGAAAAGAGUGUUAUGGAUCUUAACCCCAUUGAGCUUUUGUGGGAUCAACUAGACUGUAAGGUGCAUGAGAAGUGCCCGACAAGACAGCCACAUCUAUGGCAAGUUCUACAGGAAGCAUGGGGUGAAAUGUCACCUGAGUAUUUGGACAAACUGACAGCUAGAAUGCCAAGGAUCUGCAAAGAUGUCAUUUGCUGCACGUGGAGGAUUUUCUGAUGAGAACUCUUUGAAGUAGUUUAAGAAGUUCUGAAAUUAUUUUCAAAUUGUAAUAAUAAUUUUUCACAUUAUUAAUGUGCUGACUAUACAUUGUGAUCAGCUGAAUGCCACUUUGGUGAAUAAAAGUAUCAAUUUCUUUCCAUAAGACCAAAAUCUGUAUAUUAUUCCAAACUUUUGGCCGCCAGUGUAGUUCUCCCAAAAAAUUAAUGUGGACGUUUUUUAGUCGCCCUCAUGUUGCCCCAAACUUGUGUGAAUUUUUUUUUUUCUUUUUUUCGAGGAACUCAAAAGGAGUUAUUAGGAAGAAUGUUAGCCACAGUCACCAUUCACUUUCAUUGCACCUUUUCUCCAUAUUGUACAUUGAAAGUGAAUGGUAAAGCUGUCAGUCCCUAACAUUCUGCCCAUCGACAAAUAUUUUCAUUUUCAUUUUGGGUGAACUAACAUUGUAAGGUCACAGGUCACAUCAAAUCAUUGUAAACCAUGUUUCCAAGAGUUUUUUUUGUCUACUAAAAAUGUUUUAUAAAGACAUAUUUACAAUGUUCGCCAACUGAACGUUCUACACCAAGGUAUUCAGUACAAUCUAUCCCUCACAGUCUCUUGUUCAUUUACGUCAUCAAAUUAAAUAUGAUGACUUCCCUGACGAAGAUCCAUUGAUUCUUAUUUAUUUUGCUAAUGGUUUCUUAACUGUUGCAAGACCUUGGAAUAGUAACUCACUAAGUUUAGUUCAUUGAGUACCAUCUAUAUUUCCAAAUUUUAGAGCCACUCAAGAUUUCAAGAAGUGUUUCAAGCACUGAUUCUGUGAAAUGAUUGGAGUAGACAUUUGCACAAGAGCACAGUUUGAGAAUAAACGAUAAGACUAAUCACUGAAUUGGUCUUUGCAUCAGUUAUUUGAUUAAGCAUUGUGUCAUGUAUACUUGGACAGAUAUAAGAACACUGUAGCUCAACUAAUCAAAACCCGCUCUAGCUCGAUUAGAACUGUGCAUGACUGAAAAUCUUGUUUGACCGUUGUGGUUACCAUUCACUUUCAUAGAAUAGAGCAGCUUGGACAUUCUACGAUAAACCACUCCAUAACUUAUUUUGUGUCCCCCUGAAAAAGAAAUUCAUAUGGUUUGGGACCAUUUUGUACAGAAGGUAAGAAAAUGAUGACAUAUUUUAAUUUCAGAGUGCACUAAACAUGGUAUCAUCAGCCAUGACCCAAUUUCAACAAUGUUUUAAUCAAAUGUUUGCAUUUUAAGAUGGGCUUGUGUUGGGCUGUUUUCUGUACAUGGAUGGACAUCUGCCAUUCUCUUGGGAAAAUUGGUUUGCAAACUAGGUUUACUCUACCCUCCUAACAGUUGCCAUUGUUGGUUAACUUAUUUGAUUUGAAUAAUGUACCAAUGACUUACGUAUGUAAAAACAAUGUUAUAAACAUGACAUAAUACCAGAAGAGCCCAUUUAAAAAAAUGCUUGACUUUUCUUGCAACCUUUUUGAACUGACUCUUUAUUAUAGAUGUCAAAUUGGCAUUGUUAUUUUAUAGUCAUUCUGCAUUCAUUUGAACAUGCCACAAAGCCUUGUUAAAUUAAAAUAGUUUAUUAUACCAGCUUUUUUAAAGCAAUAAUUCGUUUUACUGUUUAAUCUAAUGUUUUUAUGAUAAUACCACAAUUAUUAUUUGCAACAAGGUUACACAGAAUAAUUAUAAAAUAGUGUCAGUAGCUGUUUCAUCUCAAACGAGCAGUAACUAGAGCCAUUUUAAAUGCAAUAUCUUAUGUUCUAUUUAGAUUUGCAAUAUCUUCUUAUGGUUAACAGCUCAAUUUGGAACUUUUUAUAUAUAUCGCUGAUUGAUGUUUUGGUGUUUUAUAAUAAAUCAAUGUGUACUGUAUAUUCAGUAUACAAUAUGGUGGUUAAAUUUUAAGAAUGUAAAGAGUUUAAUUGUACAUCUUCUUUCGUUGUUUUGAAGAAAAAAAUUACUCUGCUUUAUACAGAAUUUUUGCUUAAGCAUAUGAGUAAAAGAAGACAGUAUUUGAAAUACAGUAAUGCCAAAUGUACUUUACAACGGUAAAUUAAAUUGGAAGAGGAUUCCUAAGAGUAUAUAUAGUGCCUUUAAAACUUUUUGGUAUUGGUGGCAAUAUAACAUUGUAGUUUUUUUUUUAAUGUCUUCAUGAUUUACUACUAUGCAUUUUAUGUCGUUUUGUCAAUCAGUUAAAAAGCUUUGCUUGAAAGACGUAAUCCAUUUGUAUUUGGUGUUAAAUUGAUAUUUUAUUAUUUUAUCAAUAAAAUUGUCACAGCAUAAAUUAUGUGUAAGAGAAAGUCUUAUUCUUCCUUUUUAUGAAGAAUCCAUCUAAAUGUUCUUUAACAAGAAAUAUAAUCUUCCAUAUCCAUAAUUUAUCUUGUUUUGUUUUGUUUCAAGGGACAAAAAGGAUAUUAUGUCCAUCCUUUAUUAAUUUAGUAUACUACUUUUGCACAUUUGCUUAAUUACAGUAUAUCAGAGCUGCUAGACUUUAAUAAACCUGCUUUAUCUUCAAAGAAUAUCCAUAAGGUUGUUGUUUUUUUCCAGUACAAAUAUGUACUGUACUGAAUAAAACUUAAAAAUAAAACCAUAAUAUCAAUGUAACAAAAAACAAAUAAAACAUAAAUAGACUUAGAAAAAGUGGAGGAGGAUGUAACAAUUACUUAUGUAAUGGUGAUAAAACAAUACUCUGAACACUUCUGAACAUUUGUCUUAUGGCACAAUGCAAAUUACAUGGCUGAUGCAGUACUACAUUCUUAUUAUUUGUCGCACAACUGGGAAUACUAAAAAAGCUUAGACUUAAAGUAAAGUACUGUAAUUUGACAUAGGCUUUAACAAUGUCAAACUAUUGUGAAAAUAAUAGUAUUAAUAAUGGUCUAUGAAAUUAUACAGCACUGUUUAUUAAAGAAAAUCCUCAGGCAGACUGAUAGCCCUGAAUAUCUAGAUUCAGACCCAACCACUUACAACCCCCAUAAAGUGUACUUCAGGUAUACUAUAUGUCUAUCUAAUCACACUAGAGAGUAGGAUAUCCAAAUCAGAAACAAAUCUGUUCAGUCUGCUUAGGGGCAUACUAAGAUAAUGAAUUUAAUAGCUUAUGAAAAAAUACUGCUGACACAAACAUUUCAUAGAGUUCAAAUGAAAUCAUGGUAAUUAAGCUAAAAUGUCACAAUAUCUUUAAAGAUUGCUCCUGGUUUGUCAGUUAUGGGUUGUGCUUAUUUGUUGAGGUUUUCUCCAAAAACGACAUACUAAAAUGAAAAUACUGUGUAAUAUAGACAGUAGACAGUAUAGCAUAGUACUAAACAUUGCAACACAAUAAGUAAUAUCAGUAUGUUAGAAUAAUUCACCUUAGAAUACAAAUUCAGUCAUUAUUUACUGUCAACUUUCAGCAAAAGCAACUUAUGACAGCUUUGUGUGAGAAAUUUAAAGUGAUACUCAGGUUUCAGUACAAGGUAAGCUCAAUCGACAGCAUUUGUGGCAUAAUGUUGAUUACCACAAAAAUGAAUUUCGACUCGCCCCUCCUUUUCUUUAAAAAAGCUGGGUGGGUGCUGGGUAGCUCAGCGAGUAAAGAUGCUGACUACCACCCCUGGAGUCGUGAGUUUGAAUCCAGGGCGUGCUGAGUGACUCCAGCCAGGUCUCCUAAGCAACCAAAUUGGCCCAGUUGCUAGGGAGGGUAGAGUCACAUGGGAUAACCUCCUCAUGGUCGCUAUAAUGUGGUUCUCCCUCUCGGUGGGGUGUGUGGGGAGUUGUGCGUGGACGCCGCGGAGAACAGCGUGAAGCCUCCACAUGCGCUAUGUCUCCGCAGUAACGCGCUCAACAAGCCACGUGAUAAGAUGCGUGGAUUGACGGUCUCAGACGCAGAGGCAACUGAGAUGUGUCCUCCACCACUCGAAUUGAGGCAAGUCACUAUGCCACCAUGAGAGAAAAGGGGAGAAAAAAAAUAAAAAAUAGAGGCAAAAAUCGAGGUUACAGUGAGGCACUUAUAAUGUAAGUGUAUGGGGCCAAUUUUUUUAGGGUAUAAAGGCAGAAAUGUGAAGCUUAUAAUUUUUUGAAAACUUACAGUACAUUAAUUCUUCUGCUAAAACUAGCAUAUUAUUUGAGCUGUAAAGUUGUUUAAAUCAUAAUCUUUCCAGUCAGUUUUGCUGACAGUACAUAGUCAUGGCAACAAACUUAUAAAAUUGGCUAUAACUUUACACAGAAAAGGUUAGUAAGUGAUUUUAUCACACUAAAAUCAUGUUAACACAUAUUGUUUACGUCUUGUGGCUGUACAAGUGAGCUGUUUAGAAAGAGUGAGUAUUUUAAUGUUUACGGAUUGGCACCAUUCACUUCCAUUGUAAGUGCCUCACUGUAACCUCGAUUUUUGCUUUUUUUAAAGAAAAGGAGGGGCAAGUCAAAAUUUAUUUUUGUGGUAAUCAAUAUUAUGCCACAAAUGCUGUCGACUGAGCUUAACUUGUAUUGAACCCGCAAUAUUCCUUUAAGCUGUUAGUCAAUGAUAAUCUUCGUAUCUAGAUAGCUGUUAACUGCUAUGAAUACAUAAUUGAGAUCAUUGAGAUCUGUAUGGUUUUGUGAACAAUUUCAAUCAAUCAAUUCAUUUGAAAGAUCUGACUCAGAAGAAUAAUUUGUUCAUCAAACAAGUUAUUUCUUUCAUGAUCAUCAAGGAGAUCUAAGCCAGAUAUCCAGAUCGUUUGUUCUACCCAUUAAACUAUCGUAUGGCUUCAGAAGACUUAAAUAAUGCAUGAGUCAUAUGGACUACUUUUAAGAUACUUAAAUAAUAAUUUUAUGGUGCUUUUGCGUUCUUUUUGAAGCUCGAAAGCUCCAAACCCCAUUCUUAAAUUGCAUGGAAAGAAACGAACAGUGCACUCUUCAAAAUGUCUCCUUUUGUGUUUCAUAGAAGAUGAACAGUUAUGGGUUUAGAAUGACAUGGGGCUAAGUAAAUGAUUCUUGGGUGAACUAUUCCU
Messenger RNA from Myxocyprinus asiaticus (Chinese sucker), 7403 nucleotides. RefSeq names its product RAB43, member RAS oncogene family (gene rab43). The transcript has 3 exons. NCBI's taxonomy places the organism in Eukaryota, Metazoa, Chordata, Actinopteri, Cypriniformes, Catostomidae. Gene Ontology annotation, cellular component: trans-Golgi network. Bases 292 to 939 code for a protein of 215 amino acids. Gene Ontology annotation, molecular function: GTPase activity; GTP binding. The record is from RefSeq and is a predicted model, not a curated record.